AUGUCGUGUUUUACUGAUUUUGAAAAUAUGGACGACGAAAUUAAAGAACUUUUCAAAAACUACAAAAACAAAAGAGCUACAAUAUACGAACCAUGUACAAACAAUAAUUUCAAGGAGUGUUUAAUCGGACUUUCAGAGGAACUAGGACUUCUCAAUAUUAGUUAUGUAUUCAACCCUCAUAUCAACAUUGAAGGGGAAACCUUAAGCUCAGAUGCCUUAAUAAAACUGAUAAACGCUGUAUGGACACUGUUGCAUCAUUAUAAAAAUAUUUCAGAAAAAUGCGAAGCUUUACAGGAACAAAACUAUAUUCUGGAACAUAGUAACAAACAAUUAAAUGGGUCCAUGGGUAAAUUAAAAAAUAAACUGAGCACAGAGAAAAAUGAGUCCCGAGCUUGUGUUGCAUCUGCUCAAAGGGUUUCUGACCAAUCAAAUGAAGUGUAUCAGAAGUUAAUUGACACUCGUGCAAAAUUAAACCAUGUGGUCAAACAAAAGGAGGCAAAUGAGAAGUCAUUACAAAAUAAGAUAGCAAGGUUGAGACUGGAGAAUGAAAAGUUAACCGACAAACUUAGGGGUAAACCAGGUGGAUACACACCAUGUGCAGAUGUCUGUGAUGCAACCGUCAGACAGCUAAAGGAGAAGGAGAAGAAGUACAAGUCAAUUAUAUCUCAAUUGCAGGCCAAUAAUCAAGAACUGUUAAACGAAGUUAUAUCUAUGAAGGAAGAUCUCAUUUUGUCUGGUUUAAAAAAUAUUUAG
Molecule: messenger RNA, 753 nt
Organism: Pieris macdunnoughi
Lineage: Eukaryota; Metazoa; Arthropoda; Insecta; Lepidoptera; Pieridae
Source: the annotation of a GenBank genome assembly